Messenger RNA from Lineus longissimus, 5757 nucleotides. RefSeq names its product tectonin beta-propeller repeat-containing protein 2-like. Gene Ontology annotation, molecular function: protein binding. Bases 144 to 4334 code for a protein of 1396 amino acids. The record is from RefSeq and is a predicted model, not a curated record. NCBI's taxonomy places the organism in Eukaryota, Metazoa, Nemertea, Pilidiophora, Heteronemertea, Lineidae. The transcript is spliced from 16 exons.
AAAAAAGAUGGCUGAGGUCAUUUUGGGGAAUUUUGCCAAUAAAAAUCAUGAAUAAUUUGGUCUAUGACGACCAGAACAAAGGCCACUUUCAUAAAUAAUCGACACCAGAAUAAACUUUACUUUAUCAAGUUGCGGUUUCAAAUAUGGAGGAUCAUCUCGACCAGGCCAGCUUUGAAGUUGAUGCUCCAAGGCAACUUCAGGAGUUUGCACCUCUCUCCUAUAUACUGAACCGAAUUCCAACCAAAGCACAGAAAGGCUUUUCAACAAUCAAGAUAGAAUUGAUAAGCAUUGAUGUUACCAAGGAGUACAUUGCCCUGGGGUCAAACAUUGGUCUGAUCUUCCUGUUUGACAGGAAGAAGGAGACUUUACAGAGGCUCAAUUGUGAUGCAAAGAAUGGUAGUAUAACAUCAGUGAAGAUGCUGAAUAGCCUGGACUACAUGGUGGCAGCUGGCACAUCCUCUGGUCUCGUCUGUGUAUUCCAGAUGCCUUCCAUUCUACCUGGUAGAGUCAAGCAGCUCCAGAAGUACACUGUUGAUAGCCUCCAUAAGUCCUCUGUCACAAGUAUUGCUUGGAGUAGUAAUGGGAUGAAGAUUUUCACUGGUGACCAAGAUGGAGUUGUGGUUCUUACUGAAAUGGACUACAGUAAGAAACAGAGCCAAUCAUCAGUCAUCAUGAAGGAAGGCUACGAGAUUGUUCAGCUGAGCUACGCACACAUGGCUUUGGUUGUUUCCACCAAAUUACGUAGUGUGAUAUACAAAGACAGUGUCGGCAUUCAGAUUGGACAGAAAGAGAGAAAGGCUCUUGGAAACUUUGGGGCAUCAUUCACUAAGUGUUUGUGUAAACCAGCUGAUGCCAUCAUCUACGCUGCGAGACCCGGGCUACGUUUAUGGAAGGCCAAAUUAGACGGCUCAGUGGAUUCGACCCUAAUGUUCAAAGACUCUAUCAAUCAAAAGCGGCGGGCAUUAGCAUUACUCUCGUCUACCCUGGUUGUUCGGAGCCCGUCAAAAGCAAUUGAAAGCCAGUUCGGGCCGAUUCUGAUCUAUGGUGAAGAUCAGGUGAUCACAUGGGACAUCAGUGGAAUAUACAUUCUUGAUCCAAAUACUGGAUCAGUUCUUGGAGCUCACGACAAUAUUGGGUUUAUUUUGGAUAUUGCUACGUAUGAGGAUGAGAUAUUUGUGCUGAGGACGGGAGCGAAUCGUUGUGUGAUACGGAUUGCACAGAAUCCGGAGAAGCCGCCAAUAUUUGCUCCAGAAUACAGACAUGGAUUGAAUGCAUCCCCAUCUCAACGUUCCUCAAGGAGCUCCUCCUUGUCUCCUGUUGCUAGGCAACUAGACCACCUAAGUCAUCGCGGAUCGCCACUGGCUUUUAUUCCAACGAAUAUCUUCGGGAAGAUCAGUCCAAGUGGACAACAUUCUCCCCUAAUGACACAGUCAGUGGCACAGCCUGUGGCUAAGGAAGGACAGCAGAGCCCAGGGGGUGGAACUAGGCCUACCAGCCAUUCGGUAUCGGGGGCCCUUGGAGGUGAUAGAAGGGCGAUGUCGUCAUCAGCAUUCCGUUCUAUAGACAGCACUGAAGAAACUCCAUGGACUCCCAGACGCGCAUCCGAGAGCAGUGCGACGACCCUGCCACCUAUUGUCAGAUUAGAGUCAGAUGAUUUGCUUCAGAUUGAGAUCACGGAGGCUCCAGUUGUCAUUGCUCCCAAUACAGAUGACGGUCGUGAAGAGUCAAAUGACAUUGUAGCUAAAGAUGAGAAGGACUUUGGAAAGGUUGACGAUAAGUUUGCAGCUGUCAUCAAACAAGAAUUUGAGGAAGAUAUUGUCUUUCAGGCAGCGGUCCGAAAACCAAAGAAGAAGAAAAAAGCCAAAGAGAAGGAAAGUAAAGGAAGUGCGGCUACCUCGCCAGCUGUUAACAGAAAGUUGGAGACCCAUGAGUUGUCACAGAUGACAGAAUCAACAGAUUCUAAGGAAGUUUUAGAACCAACAGAAAGCAGUUCUGACCAGUCAGCUAAAGUGGCUAAUGACGACAAAACAGACAUCCCAUCGAAGAUGGACAAGGAAAUGAAGGUGGAGGAGAAAAAUGAGGCAGAAGUUGACCAUCCUAUUCCGAGUCAUCCCGAUAUGUCCCUGCCGCUGAAGACAGAUGCUGAAAACUCGAGAUCAGAGGAAGUGGUUCCAGAUCUUCUGAGCCCUCUUGAGUGUAAGAUUGUUGGUGGUAAAGUAGUGAUGCAUAAGACAAACAGUAUUACUUCAGAAUGUGACCAGGAAAGACGUGACUCGUCACAUGGGCGUAAAGAGAGUACAGGUUCUAUGAACCGGACUGAGAGUGCAGGUAGUCCGGGGUCAUACGGGGAGCAAUCCUCACGCGGGAAACUAGUCCACGACGCGUCUGUGGACGACAUCUAUACGAAAUAUCGUCAUCGCUCCGACAGUCAAGGAUCAGUAACAGAGAUUGAUUAUGUCUCGGAAUACCAAAGUCAGAUGUCCGAGUUGUCUAUUGGAUCCACAUCAGCGACUGGUGUGUCACACCUUCUGUCGGACAAUUGGACUGAAUUCACUGCCCCAGGAAACAUCCAGAGUUUAGCUGUAUCAUCGAAACACAUUUGGAUUGUUGAUAAAAGUGAACGAGUGUUCUACAGCGGACAUAAUCAGCCGUCAUUAAAUUGGAAACGGGACGAGGACGUGUACGGUGUUCGUCAGAUCGCUGUGUCUCCCGAUGGCAAUAUUGUGUGGAAGUUGAAAAAGAAUGGUAGUGUGUUUGUGGGGACUAAGAUCACCCCGAAGACACCCAUGGGCCUAAAGUCAGAGGAGGUUCUGCGGGAUGUGGCGUACAUUGCAGUUGAGGACAAGUCAGCUUGGUAUAUCAAGAAUAACGGUGGGAUCAUGAUGCAGAAAGGCUUGUCAAAAGAGCGUCCGUUCUUCCAAUCCAUCAAAAUAGACUGCCAUGCCACAUUGAUUGAGAUUGUGUGCUGCUAUGGAGUGGUGUGGGGUCUGACAGACGAGGGCCGGGUGCUCGUACGCCUUGGCAUUGAUGCUUACUGCCCGGAGGGAACAAAUUGGGUCGACAUUGAGAGCCCUGUAUGUGACACAGUGCUAUGCUGUCUAGCAUUUGGUGAAGAAAACACUGCCUGGGCCUUGGACAUUGUUGGUCGGAUGUUCUUUAAGACAGGGGUGACUAUGGACAACCCGAUGGGAGAAGGGAACUGGUGGCAGGUUUCCCUCAGUGAGUAUAUCAUGCAGGAUGCGACUGCUCUAGACAUCUUCAAGGCCCUCAGGGAAAUCCUUGACCCACACUAUCUAGCCAGCGCCAUCUAUGGACAGAAGGGAGGACUCGUUGUCUCAGGCAUGGGCGGAGUUGGCAUUUGGAUUUGUCCCGACUUCAAGAAUGUGAUCCAUGUUUCCAGAGGUGUUCUCAUAGGUCAUAGCUGGUCGCUAGCCGCACCAGCAGGCUUAGCCCCAUCAAUGCGCUGGGCUCAUGUGUGUGCACAGCAAGUAGAUGGCCAGCAAGGCUUGGUCUGGGCCCAACAACCCAAUGGAGAGAUUGUAUACAUCUCAGUAGAGAACAAGUCGUGUACCACUGCAGCUAUUCCAGGACUUCAUAUCCCCUUGGCGUGUUGCAGCGUGGCCAAGGAUGCCGUUUGGGCGUUAUGUGAGGAUGGAAAGAUUUAUGUCAGGAGUGGCAUCGCUACCCAUUGCCCCUGGGGUUUCUCAUGGAUAGAACUUGACUUGGCACAACUGGCUGACAAACAAAUCGUGUAUGUAAGUGCUGGGAUGAUGAAUGUCUGGUCAGUGGAUUCUGAAGGGACCAUCUACCUUAGGAUUGGGGUGACUGCAGCCGAAAACCAAGUGAUGAACCCAGUCUGGGUGCCAGUGGAUGGCGCUCCUCAAAGUGGUGCACAGUUUGUCAAGGUGUUCACUGGGCCUGAAGAUCGUAAGGUAUGGGCCAUAGACAAUAAGAAGACAGUAUACGUGAGGAUAGGCAUCACUGACACUAUGCCCUUGGGUACAGACUGGAUAUCUGUUCCAGGUACCUCGGCUGAACACAUGACCAUCAGCAAGGACAUGGUUUGGGCAUUAUCACCAUCAGGGGAGGUCCUGGCUCGAUAUGGACUCACCGAUCAGGACUGUGUCGGGAAUUACUGGAAGAAGAUACCGGGAAUCUUCAGUCAAAUAUCAGCCUCACCACACAACGAUCUUUGGGCAAUCACUAAAGAGGGACAGCUUUACGAGAGGACGACCGGCAGUUUUAUACCACUGAGACACCAGCGAUUAGACAGUCGACUUCGUACCAUAUCAGCAGGGAGUGACGUGAGUGAGGGAGACUGGGAAUUGGUGUAAAUGAUACAGACAUUGUUUCACAUUCCAGAAACAUGUUAAGAGAUAUCAAAGAGGUGCUGUUGAAAUGAUUAUGAGGUACACAGAUUGUUGAGGCUUUGGACAGUCCUGAGUCAUCCCCUACUGCAUUUUCUCCUCUCAGUAUUAAUGUACAUAUGUGCAUCACCCUUCACGCAUGUGGUCUGGUGUUAUCAAAAUAGAUCCUAAAAACAUCUUGUCAAAUUUUGCCUGUAUUUCAACACAUUUUAGUGCAUGAUCAGUAUUGAAUAUUGGUAAACUUGAAAAUUUUAUGGGCAGAUGCAAUUACCACUUUGAUAUCAGGAGGAAAACUUGCCGAAGUUAUUACAGAACUAUACUACUUUCUUAGUGAGCAAUAACAUUUUCUCUCUUGAAGUUGUAGGGAGGGGUAGCCUUCAUUUCAACUAUAAGCAAUAGCAAUUCUAGUCAUUGAGGCUCUGCCAUUUUGUGCUUGCAAACGUUAUUCGAUUUCUUGUAUGCAUGUAUGUAUAAGAUUAUCAUUCUUAAUUGUAAUGUGCUAAUGUUGUUUCACUGUAUCUAUACAAAAUAUCAAGUUGCCUUGAAAAACACAGAUGUUUUUGUGAAGUUUUAAACCAUUGAACUAUUGGAAUGCCUUUGUGACUGUAAACAAAUUGAGAGAGUUUUAGAUGGGAAAUAAUGAAUCGGAAAGAACAUCUCGUACACGCGUGAACUUGCCUCGUAAAUAGUCUCCAGCAAUCCACAUUUUGUGGACUGAAUUCUACUCAGAGCAGCUUGAUUUUCUAGAUUGUAUAUUCAAAAUAUUGUACGAAUCAUACUUUUUCGUGCACAAGUAUUGAUGUUGUACAAAUUAUGCAAGUUAUUUAUCUUGUCAAUGUCAGUGUAAAUAUCAAUGUGUGUUUAACAGGGGUUUCUUGCCAAAUUUAAUAGAAACCAUAUCCCCCACUACAUAGGUAUACUGUUUAUCCCCAUUAUUUUCUCAUAUCUUACUUAUUUGUAGUCCAAUUAACUUGAAAAACAUUUUUUUAUUUUUCGUCUUUCUUUCCCCCAAAAGAUUUUAAUAAAAUGAAAAAUUGGGGUCAUUUAUGUUAUUUGGUGCUAUUCAUUUGUUAAAAUAAUUGUUAUUAUAUGUAAUAUUAUUAUCAUCAUGUGUCUUGUUCUAAUGAUGUUAUCAUUGCAGUUAAGAUAUAAGCUUAUGGAAUUAUAGUCGGUCCUGGUUUCGGUACUGUAUGUAUUUGGCGUCUUUCAAUAAAACUUUAGUAUUUAAUAAAGGAAAUCGCAGUACUAUUUCAAUACUGGCAGGCUUUCGAGAUACACCUCCAAAGGCUCCUUUUAAAACUGGCUGCACUGCAUUUGUUCCAAUGGUGUAGUCAUGUUCUCAAACACUUACAUGUAUCAAGAUGAGCAUUAUUCUGUAAAUAAAAUGUGA